This is a messenger RNA of Lachnellula hyalina, 1680 nucleotides long. RefSeq lists its product as uncharacterized. The transcript has a single exon. Bases 1 to 1680 code for a protein of 559 amino acids. The record is from RefSeq and is a predicted model, not a curated record. Lineage: Eukaryota; Fungi; Ascomycota; Leotiomycetes; Helotiales; Lachnaceae.
AUGGCUUCAGAUCUGCCUUCGUCCAACCCUUUCAGGAGGAAAGGGCAUUCAGCAGCUGCUGCCCCUCCAGCUCCCGCCGCCCCAGAAAACCCCUCCUUCGAGCAAAUCAGCUAUAAACAAGUAGAUUCCCCGCCAUGGUCAGGACCACCAGCAAUCGAUGCACCGAAGAAGAUCACGAAGAAAGUACGAGUGCAAUCACCUCCACCGCUAUCGCCGUCAAUACUAGACUUGGCGUCUACUACAAGGCAGGAGAGGUUCCCAGAUUCCGCCUCUGCACAACCGCCAGCGCCGAUCCCACGAGAUGUAGACCCCUUCUAUAGCAUAGCAUCGGACACAUCUGAAGAUGAAGCAAGCAGCUGGCCCAGCAGGGUCCCAGCGAACCCCUUUUCAAAGACAUUGGAGACGAUGGAGCGGCCCGGAGGGCUCUCCGGACGGGAGAUCCCUACGGUACCACCAACGAAUGUAUCAAGUCCCGGAAGGGCAUCUCUGGAUGUGGCGGCAUUCAAAAGGUUACUGAUGACUGGGAAUGCGGGUUUGGGAAUAUCUACAACAGCUCCGCCGACCCAGGCACAUGUGGCCCAGCAUGCGUUGGGCGAUGGAGGCAGCAGUACGGAUGCGUCGUCAGUAUCAAGACAGUCCAUGUUCGAAGCAAUACAGGAGACACAUGCCGAAUCACCUCGCACAUCUCACGAGAUAUCAGAUCCGGAUGACGAUCGAAGAGGGUUAGCAACAGAGACGCAGUCCUCAACUUCCGGCAGAAAGAAGCCUCCUCCGCCCAGUUCGAGACAUGGAAAAUCGAUCAAGGUCGAACUGAGAGACGAACCUACAGCAAGUAAUGUGCAACCACCGUCUACGCCAGGCUCUAUCACAUCCCAGAACUAUUUCCCUUUGAGUCCAGUGAACUCCAACCGUUCCCAAACUGAUCUCAACAAGCCGCUACCUCCUGCUCCAAAUAGAGCCAGCCAUGAUUCGGAUCAAGAAUCUGUUUUUGACAAAGAAUCAGCUGGGAGAACGCCCGAACCUCCAUCGCCAUCAUCAUCGAUAAGAAAGAAGACACCUCCAGCACCUCCUCUCGCCCGACGUCAUAGCCAACUGGUGUCAGAUUCCAAGUUGACUCGGAGUGGUUCGGGUAGAUUGUCUCCUAGAGUCGAGGAAGAUAAUGUAAGUAUUGCCGGAUCAGAAUACUCUGGCAGAGAACGUUCGAAUAGUGGCAGAGUACCUCCUCCGCCCCCGUCUAGGCGCCCACCAUCAAUACGUGACUCUUCACAACACCUGCCAGUAUCACCUCCUUCCGCAACCUCAAUACCUACUCCUCCACCAGCGCGAGGGUCGUCAAGGCUUUCAAUGCCUGGUAGACUCCCUUCUCUCUCCAGUCUAGAUCUACCAACAAGCAACAAACGCGCAUCCGUUGUGCCACCGCCACCACCACCACAUCGUCCUGGUUGGGAAACACCAACUCAAACUCAGUCACCAGGAGCUUUACGAAGAGCUAGUGGUGAGAAAACGAUGCGUAGUAUAGAUAGUGCGCGACCGCGACGGGAUUCCGAGACCUCGUCUGUCUCACAAGUGGAAAGAAUCGAGAGCAACCCAGGGAGUGAUAAUAUCCUAGCAGAUCUCAGUGCUCUGCAACGCGAGAUUGAUGCACUUCGCAGCCAAUCCGCGGGCGAGAGGGUCACAUGA